UCGGACGAGUGCUUCCGGCUGGCUGGGAUGUGGCUCGACGAGUGUCUUGAGCAGAACGAGCUAGAGUCUGAGACGUCAUCGUCCUUCAUGCCCACUCGCACUAUCGACGUGGGAGCCGCCGAUGGCUCGGAAGAUCCUCGCCUGGCGGUCCACGACACGGAUGGCCCCGUGACUCGGAACGGCUGGCCACAGCGUCUGCCUUGGCUCACUCUCACUCACUGCUGGGGCGGUUCUUCCCCGCUGAUGCUCACGCACGACACGUUGGCUGAGUGGACUGCUUCCGGCAUCCCGAUGCCGCUCCUCCCACUCACGUUCCGCGAUGCCGUAUCGAUCACCCGGCGCCUUGGGUAUCGGCAUUUGUGGAUUGACUCGAUCUGCAUCGUGCAAGAUUCUCGACAAGACUGGGAGCGCGAAGCGGCGCGUAUGGGCGACGUGUACCGGCACGGGGUGCUCAACAUCAGCGCGAGCUCUGGGCGGGGGUGCCGCGACGGCAUCUUUGGCAAGCGAGGCAGCAGCACCACGCCCGCGCUGGCCGCUGUCCGGCUGCCGUUCAACAGCAAGAGGCUCGGCAUCGGCGGCGAGUGGCUCUACCUGCGCGCCGGGCGCUGGGACAACUACCUCGAGUACAUCACGGGUCGGCAGCACAACACGCUCGCGUCGCGCGGCUGGGUCCUGCAGGAGUCGCUGCUGUCGCCGCGCACCCUGCACUUCGCCAGCCAGCAGCUGUUCUGGGAGUGCACGCACGCCACCUACGCCGAGGGCCGCAUCGACGCGCUGGCGCUGCCCGAUAAUAAGAUGACAGCGUUGCAGGCCCCACAUGUGUAUUCGUACAAGAUGAUGCUGCCUUCGGUGCUGCACUGGCCGGCCGGGACGGCGGCGGACGCGGCGGCCCGAGACGAGAUGCACAGCCUGUGGCUCAGAGUGGUCGAGAACUACUCUUCCCGAGCUCUGACGGUGCCGUCGGAUGUGUUUCCAGCCCUGGCCGGUGUGGCGUCGGUUUUUCAGGCGCGGCUAGGCGACAGGUAUCUUGCCGGACUCUUCCGGCGCCACUUACUUGAAGGCUUUGUUUGGAGGAGCAUCGAUCCUGCCAGGUCGACGUUGCGUCCGCAGUCGGACGCCUGCUCGGCACCGUCAUGGAGUUGGGCGUCCCUGAUCGGUGGA
This is a messenger RNA of Lasiosphaeria miniovina, 1161 nucleotides long. Its product is annotated as heterokaryon incompatibility protein-domain-containing protein. The transcript has 2 exons. The record is from RefSeq and is a predicted model, not a curated record. The annotation marks the transcript as partial. Lineage: Eukaryota; Fungi; Ascomycota; Sordariomycetes; Sordariales; Lasiosphaeriaceae.